Molecule: messenger RNA, 2381 nt
Organism: Paramacrobiotus metropolitanus
Lineage: Eukaryota; Metazoa; Tardigrada; Eutardigrada; Parachela; Macrobiotidae
Product: protein misato homolog 1-like
Exons: 12
Coding region: 529-2217 (562 amino acids)
Biological process (GO): mitochondrion distribution
Cellular component (GO): cytoplasm
Source: RefSeq, a predicted model, not a curated record
UUCUCUUUGAAUAAGUAACGUUUUUUUUUCCUUUUUCCAUUGUUUUUACUGGUGAACAGACUGCAAGCUGAUGCUGCCUAAACAGUAUAAAAGGAGUCAAUUUCUCAUCGCGGAAAAUCGGCAAGCGAGCUCGAUAUAACGAGGCGCACUUUUUACGCUUCCGGUACUUGUACUGUUGCAGCGUACCGCAUCGUUCUUCUGUUUUUGUUUGGCAUUGGAUCAUGAAAUUCAAUUUCCAGUAGACGUACCGGUUAAUUAAUUGCUCUGCUUGAUCAUGAUUCAUAUGUUUUCCUUUGCGUGAGUUUAUUUUUAUGUUAAUAUUUUGUUUUUAUGGACUUCUUAAUGAUUUCAGAAAUGGGACCUUUUAUGAUAUGUGUGAUCUCGUGAUUCUUCCCAAAGAAUGUGCGCUGGUAAAUUGUACACGAUAUUAUUAUCAUCACUGCAGUGGGCAGAAUUUGUUGCUCCAUUGCUGCUGAUCUGAAUCUCGUGAUCAUAUAAAUCUACCAAGUAUUUUGGUGUGGAGUUGCGAUGCCUAAGGAGCUGUUAACACUGCAGUGUGGCCAUUAUGCGAAUUUUGUGGGGACUCAUUUCUGGAACUUGCAGGAAGCUGGAUUCUCCUACAAUCCUCAACAGCCAACAAGCAAGGAGAUAGAUGUCGGUGUUUUGCACCGCGAGGGUGAAACGUUACGGGGCGAACCGACAUUUACGCCUCGUUUGGUGCUGUGCGAUCUCAAAGGUAGCCUGAACAGUUUGCAGGCAAAUGGGGGAUUGUAUGAUGAUGGAUAUCACGAGAAAACCAAUUCGGAAUCUUUGUCUUGGAAUGGGCCGGUGACAGCAUUGAAAAUUAAUGAUGUGAAACCCAAUAAAUAUAUUGAAGAAGUCCGGAAACUCCAGAAAGCCGUCCCAGUGGUGGAGAAUGAAAUUCCCAAACGUCCCCGUCAAGCCGACUACCAGCUGGAGGAAAGUGUGAGCACAUGGAGCGAUUUCCUGGGAGUUCUGCUGCAUCCCCGGUCCAUAGUGUCCCUGAAAAACUACUGGCUCGAUGAUGCGCCGUCAUUCGAAUUAUACGGUCUGGGAUUAGAAGAGUAUAAGCAGGCCGCGGUACGGGAACCACUGGAGAAUAGCAUACGCUAUUUCGUGGAGGAAUCCGACAAUCUACAGGGCUUCCAGCUCUUAUUGGAUGCUGAUGAUGGAUUUAGUGGAUUUACGGCAGCGCUCCUUGAUCAUCUGGCCGAUGAUUACCAGUCUAAACCCAUACUGAUGUAUCCUCUCAUCCCGACACCGGUGCUCCCGGCUGAAAUUGAUCCGCGGAAGGAUUUUUAUAGAUUAUUCAAUUUGGCCUUGACUCUCGCCGGUUCUUCCGAUGAUAACAAUUCCCACUGUCUCUCCGUGCCCUUGAGCGUCACUGCCAAGCUCACCCGACCAAAACAGUACUUGGAUCAAUUGCCUUACGUCCGGUUUCAGCCCAUUGCAUAUCAUACGAGUGCCAUUCUGGCCGGUGCAGUGGAUUCGAUUAGCGUGCUCAGUCGCCUUUCAUCGGAUGAACUGGUCCCACUACGGGAUAUUAUCAGUGCCACUACCAUCCAUCAGCGCAAGGUUGCUGCCAUGUCGACCAUGAUACCGUUUCCUCUGCGCGCCACGGAUUCCUUGUUCAGUUCAUUAAAAGCCAUCGAUGCAGAGUAUCUUCCGGUUAGUUCACUGACUCCCCAUGUCACUACACCACUGAUCGAUUCGCAAAAUCGAUGCUACUCCCAAGUGAUGAGUCUACGUGGAAUCCCUCAAGAACGCUGGAAAUGCUCUACAGAGGAAAUCCAGUAUCAUCGACUCAGCUACGAAGUGGCCAGUAUGCCGGCAUCACGGCUGCUGGAGAAUUUUAUGCAGUCGUAUUGUCCCAAUACGUUCGGGGUUGGUCGCGUAAUGGAAUUCCCCUGCCACACAAGAGUGCCUUUUCCGCAGUUUUUCUCCAGCGAAGUUUCAGAAAAUGGCUUCCUCCAAAGUAAUCAUAAAAGACUGGAAGAUGUACAAAAAUUGCCCAUAUUUGCGGGAAUCCAUUCCACAGACAAGGUGACGGAUCUCCUAACGGAAUUAAAAGAUGCAUGUAGCAAAGAAAAUAUGGCAAAAUACUUCAAGGUGGUGGAUUCUGGAUUGGAAUGUGAUGAAUUUAAAGAGUCUUUCGAGAGACUAGAAUCUUUGUCUGGAAGAUAUCGUGAAUGUUGAUAGAUUUCUGUCAAUAAUACUGCAGGAGUAUUUUGUGAAUGAAUACGAGCACAGUUGAAAUUUUAUUCUUUUAUUGCAUACGUAAAGUCAAAUUAUGCCGAAAGAAAAUACAUUUUAUAGUAUGGUAAAGAAUAUGCAUUAAAUGCCAUUAGUGCGCCAAAAAA